AUGGAAAAUUGCAAACGGGACAAGGAUGGUCAGAUUUGGGAACACAGGGAUGUGAUUGAUCUCCCUUUUGCCUGCAUGCCAACCAUGGUUAGCAAAGAGGGUAAGCCAAUGAAGACUUUCAAGGUAAGAAAGAACACGAACGGAUUUCGCUGGGCUUCCUUUUGGCUUGUGGGAAAGCAUGCUGCGAAGGCUGCAGGCGCCAGUGAAAGUAGAAGGUUUGGAGGAACUCGAGUUUUCUCUCCUACUGCAGAUGACGAAUCCCUUUAUUCGUAUCAAACAGUACGCUCGAACGAUGUUCCUAUGAAACAUGUGCAAGUUGAAAAGAAGACCACCAAGAAGAAGACAGCGACCACAAAGCACACCAUGCGAAGCAAGAAGAACUAA
This is a messenger RNA of Cylindrotheca closterium, 384 nucleotides long. The record is from the annotation of a GenBank genome assembly. Lineage: Eukaryota; Bacillariophyta; Bacillariophyceae; Bacillariales; Bacillariaceae.